Molecule: messenger RNA, 697 nt
Organism: Strigops habroptila (Kakapo)
Lineage: Eukaryota; Metazoa; Chordata; Aves; Psittaciformes; Psittacidae
Product: cytochrome c oxidase subunit 6B1
Exons: 5
Coding region: 211-570 (119 amino acids)
Cellular component (GO): mitochondrion; respiratory chain complex IV
Source: RefSeq, a predicted model, not a curated record
UGUCAAAAACGUUGCUUUGGGCAGUUCUGGGGAGGAUUUGGGGAUAAAAAUGGGGAUUUUGGGAUUCUGAGGGGGAUUUGGGGACGAAAAUGAGGGGUUUGGGAGGAUUUGGGCAUAGAAAUGGGGAUUUGGGGGCCAUUAGGGCGGAUUUGGGGACAGAAAUGGCUGUUUCGGGUGCCCUGAGGAGCACUUGUGGGUCCUGGAAGGUCUAUGGAGGUGGGGGGCGUCGCGUCACUUCCGGCGGUGCCCUGCGUUUCCGCUGCGUCUCGGUGGUUCCGGCGUGAAAGUGACUUUGAGCGGAGACGGGCCAUGGCUGAGGACAUCCAGGCCAAGCUGAAGCGCUACAAGACGGCUCCAUUCGACAGCCGCUUCCCCAACCAGAACCAGACCAAGAACUGUUGGCAGAACUACCUGGACUUCCAUCGGUGCCAGAAGGCCAUGGCAGCCAAAGGGGCGGACGCCAGUCCCUGCCAGUGGUACUAUAGGGUCUACAAGUCCCUGUGUCCUACUUCUUGGGUGACAACGUGGGACGAGUAUCGCGAAGAAGGGAUCUUCCCGGGCAAGAUCUGAACAUCUCCAACCCCGAGGAGGUGACACUGGUGUCACCAGGGUGGUGGCGGGUGACGUGGGCCACCACCGGCGUGGGAGGGGACAACGUUGUCACCUGCUUGGUGGCCAAUAAAGGGUUCAACUGGUC